Molecule: messenger RNA, 1131 nt
Organism: Ochlerotatus camptorhynchus
Lineage: Eukaryota; Metazoa; Arthropoda; Insecta; Diptera; Culicidae
Exons: 5
Coding region: 1-1131 (376 amino acids)
Source: RefSeq, a predicted model, not a curated record
AUGGAUUCGUCAGAGGAAGAUGUGCUUGAAGAGCUGGAGGUUGAAACGCUGGGUGCAGAAGAUUUUGAAUUGUUGAAGUUAUUGAAAUCAUUUGGUUUGAGCGAAGCAGUAAUCGUUGUAAUUAUUUCAGCGAAUCGAUACACAGUUGAUAUCCUGAAAAUCAUUGAGCGGAAGGAAGUGGAGGAUCUUAUUCAGCAGCCAUUUUUAGCGGAAAGGACAAAGUGCAUUCAUGCGUUGAAUUCAUGGAGAAAAAGCCUGAAUCUUCCACCGUUAGCUGAAUCAACAUCUUCUAUUUUUUCACUUGCGCCGCUUGCGCUUCAGCAGUCAGAUGUAACGAGAGCUAACUGUACAGCAACUUAUUUGAUACAAACAUCCGCAAGAGGCCAAGCAAUCCUGAAAAAAUAUGAUACAAAUAAACAUCUUACAAGAUCUGACAAGCGCAUCAUAACCCAAAUCGUGGUCGACGAGUUUAAGGAUCGUUUUUCCAAAUUGACUCCCGACGAAUUGCAAAGUAGAGCAGUUGAGCUGCGUUCACUAUUUCCGAGUGAACCACAGGAAAGUUGGUAUCAACCUACAUGGACGACGGAUAGCUCUGGUCGGAAAUUAAAAUUAAGACGACAAGCCAAAGGAACGUUACGUGACCGCAACAUCAACUACCGAGAAGCGAGAGAACCGGAGAGUACUGCACACAAGAUAUCUAUCGUUAAAGUAUCAGAAAAUCUUGGCUCUACGAACGACAUUACCCAGAAUGACUUAACAGAAUAUCAACGAACCAAAAAAUGGAUUACCCACAAUCAGGAUGACUGGGACGAAGUGCGAAGUAAGUGGAAGCAAACAACAACACAAAGAAUAUUUGAAUUGUCUCAGAACGAAACUCGAAACGCUGCUUCCCUUCUGGCUGAGUAUCCUGUUUUAAGACACCACCAGGCCUAUCAAUUGAUUCAAAUCGAUUUUCAACAACGGUUCCCGGAAAAGGAAAAACUCCUUUUCGAUCGUUGGGAAUUAUUUGUCAGCGAGGUUUAUCCAAUUUUGGAACUGGAGAUAACGGAUACCGUCGGAAAGAGUUUACUAAAUUUACUAAAAACAGCCGACAUUUCAAAUGGUAAGUUAAAGUGUAACUGGAAAUUGUAA